UUCAAACGAGCAGAGAUCUCCGGUUGAAAAACAAUCGAUCAGCCAGCUCUCCCAAAACUAUCCAUGUGCGACCAUCCAUGUGGUAUCGAGAGAAUCCAAUCUUCUUCAUCGGUGUUUUAUUUGGUAGCAACAGUAGGCCUCGUCUGCUGAUCGGAGAAGAUCAAAUCGAACGACAGAGGAAAGCCUCUCUGCCGGAGGCUGUCUGGUCUGCGAACAGCCUGCUUUGCUUGCGUCGAAUCGAAUCAAGUGCCGUUCGUUGUUCGCGCAUUUAGUGUUGUGGCUAACUUAGUUCGAGUCGCAACUCGUUCGCGCGUUCAAAACGAACAAUCGCACAUUUUGUCGCUUUUCAGUUGUCGUCGUCGUAGAAGAGAAGCAGAAAGUUUUGCUCUCAAAGUGUCGCGCGCCGGUUUUUUGUGUGUUUUCUGCAUGUUAUUAUUUAGUUGAGGUUGGUGUAAGUGUGCGAUGAUGAUAAUCCCGUUCAGCAUUUAGUUCUUGUAUAUCAUCGUGGCCGUCGGCAUCGUCGUUUUGUCUCGCGAGGGGAUCUCCCGCUCAAAAAGUGUCCAAAGAGGUGCAACCCUAUCCCUAUUAGAACGCCGAGUGCAAUUAGUGGGCUUUUGUGCAGGAUAUACAAGCUGAUAAAGGGCUUGUCACAGUUUCAACAGCUAUCUCAUUUUGUGGCAUCCAUAGCGAUAGUGAUAGUGAAGUGAGGCGAAAGAGCGUUGUAAUUGUCUAAUACGAAGAAUAAAAAUAUCUGUUUUGGUUGUUCUGUGGCGUUGAGCUGCUUUCCAGCGGAGGUCAGUUUCCUGUAUUGAAAGCCACCGCCAGAAGGCUGGAAGUUAGCCGUUAACCUUGUUUUGUGUGAGUUGUGAGCUAAAUAGCGUCGUAAACACGUUGUUUUCCAAUUGGGCUUACGGUAGCGUGGUAUUUCGGCAAGAUCCCACCAAAUCGGAACCGAGUGCGGAAGCUGCCACCUACCCUAGGAGUCAGACGGUUUAUUGUAUUGCGUUCGAGUCCUGGAAUCUACCAAAGCGCACCACAGUAGUGCAAUCAAAUCUACCAAUCAAUCACGCCGAAAAUGUCCGACCAGCUGCAGGAGGAAAAGUUCGAGCGCUUCGGGCGUGUCGAGCAGGUGGAAAAUUUGACCACAACGGACCCGAAUGGAGCGGUGAAGGUGCGCGUGGCCAAGGAGGGAAUUGCCUCGUUGGAUCCGAUUUCGGUACCGGAUCUGGUCAAUCGCACCGUGCGGGAUUAUCCCGACCUUCCGGCCAUGGUGUACAAGAAUGCGCAGAAGAUCUGGACCACAGUUACUUACAGGGAAUACCGCGAUCGGGUUCAUAAAAUGGCCAAGGUGUUCAUCAAACUGGGCCUGGAGCCCCAUCACACCGUCAGCGUCCUUGCGUUCAACAGCCCCGAAUGGUUCGUCUCCGAGCUGGCAGCCAUCCACGCUGGUGGCAUCAUUACCGGCGUGUAUACGACCAAUUCGGCCGAGUCGGUUAAGCACGUACUGGAGAGCUCUCGGACCAACAUCGUCGUGGUGGACGACGCCAAACAGAUGGAGAAGAUCUACUCCAUCAAGAGCCAGUUGCCACAUCUGAAGGCUGUCAUCCAGACUACGGCCCCUUACGCUCCAUACGUGAAGCGCGAGGAUGGCUACUAUCGGUGGUCCGAGCUGGAGGAGAUGAACACCGAUGACGUGGAGGAGGAAUUCAAGACCCGUUUGGCGAACAUCGUCAUCAACAAGUGCUGCUGUCUGGUCUACACCUCGGGAACUGUUGGCAAUCCGAAGGGAGUGAUGAUGUCUCAUGACAGCUUGACCUGGGAUUCGUACUCCAUCGGUAAACGGUUGGAUCAGAUUCAGUACGGAAAGGAGGUGCUGGUGUCGUUCCUUCCUCUCAGUCACAUUGCCGCCCAGAUGGUGGACAUUUUCCUGUCGCUCCAGUUCGCCUGUACGGUGUACUUCGCCGAUAAGGACGCCAUGAAGGGAACGCUGAUCAAUACGCUACAGGAAGCCAAGCCGACGCGUAUGCUGGGCGUGCCCCGAGUGUACGAAAAGAUUCAGGAGAAGAUGUUGGCCAUCGGAGCACAAAGCGGAACCGCCAAAAAGAUGAUUUCCUCGUGGGCCAAGAGCGUUACGUUGCAGCACCAUCUGAAUGCGAUGGAAGGCAAACCAACCAACUCCUGGCAGUACCGUUUCGUGAGAAACUUCCUGCUUUCGAAGGUGAAGGACGCGUUGGGGUUGAGCCGGUGCAUGACGAUGGUCACGGCAGCCGCUCCCAUGGAUCCCGAAACAAAGAAGUACUUCAUGAGCCUGGACAUGCCAAUCAUGGAGGCGUUCGGAAUGUCGGAAACGUGCGGAGCGCACUCGUUGACCACGGCCGACAGCUACAACUUUGCCACGAUCGGCAAGAGUUUGGGUGGGUGCGAAACCAAAAUCGACAAACCGGACGAGCGGGGCCACGGUGAAAUCUGCAUGCGGGGACGACACAUUCUGAUGGGAUACGUCGGCGAUGAGAUUAAGACUAAGGAAGCUAUCGACGAGGAGGGAUGGCUGCACUCGGGAGAUGUGGGCUAUAUUGAUGAUCAGGACUUCAUUUACAUAACCGGAAGAAUUAAGGAACUAAUCAUUACCGCUGGCGGUGAAAACAUUCCCCCGGUGCACGUGGAAAAUCUGGUCAAGAACGAACUGAUGCAGGUGAGCAACGCAUUCCUGGUGGGCGACAAGCGCAAGUUCCUGACCAUGUUGAUCACGCUGAAGACGCAAAUGAACCUGGACAGCGGAGAGCCGAAGGACGAACUCACACCGGAAACGAUCAGCUGGCUGAAGGGAUUCGGCGUGGAGUACACCAAGUUGAGCCAGAUCAUUGCCGCCGGGCCGUGUCCUAAGGUGCUUCAAGCUAUCCAGGAGGGAAUCGAUCGCGCGAACAAGAAGGCUAUUUCCAAUGCACAGAAAGUGCAGAAAUUCGCUCUGCUAUCUGCUGACUUCUCGGUGCCCGGAGGUGAACUUGGUCCAACCCUGAAGGUGAAGCGAAACAUUGUUCUUAAAAAGUACGACGACAUUAUUGAAAAGUUCUACGUCUGAUGAUAAACGAUUGCCGGUACCAAAAACUGGAAAUUAUGUUCAAUGCUGCUGCUGUUGAUAUAAUGUUAUAUAAUUUUUGUUUCGUUUAAAUUUUUUAUACCCUUUGUUUUUGUUUUGUUUUUUGCUGAUAGGCAUUUCUUGAAAUGCCUAUAGCAAUGGGACUUAAAGACACUAUUAUUUUCGUUAACCACUUAACUGUAGAGAAAUUUAAAUGUCAAACUCCUAAACAGCCGUGGGUCGAAAAUCUAGGAUUAGUUGGUGAUAUUAUUUUGCAAUCGUGUACCAUCCGGGAAAACGUGAGGCCCAAGCAGAGGGUCUGAGUCAAGCAGGGAUGCACCCGAUUCGGACACAUAAGAGGAACAAUAGAAAAACGGCUCCUGUAAAUAAGAUUCCAUUUUAGGAUAUAAUUAUUACCUCAUUAGAAGCAUAUUGUUAUCGAGAGGCGAGAUGCGAGUGAUACAAAGCUUACUCUGGGAAUCAUUCGAAUCAGUGAGUGAGACAGAGAGGGCGGAACUAGAAAGAGCGCGCGGAACAGAGGUUAGCUGUUAAUUGAAUAAAAUCAAUUUUCUUAUAA
Molecule: messenger RNA, 3653 nt
Organism: Aedes aegypti (yellow fever mosquito)
Lineage: Eukaryota; Metazoa; Arthropoda; Insecta; Diptera; Culicidae
Gene: bgm
Product: very long-chain-fatty-acid--CoA ligase bubblegum
Exons: 10
Coding region: 1076-3079 (667 amino acids)
Cellular component (GO): endoplasmic reticulum; membrane
Molecular function (GO): long-chain fatty acid-CoA ligase activity
Source: RefSeq, a predicted model, not a curated record